AUGGGCCCCCCAGGCAAUGCCGCCGACCCCCAACCUGUGAUCCCGCUCAAGAUCGAGUUCUCAGGCGGCCUAGAAAUUCUUUUCGCAGAUGAGCGACAUCAUUCGCUGUCACUCCCCGCCCUAGACAAGGAUGGCGGCCCGUCCAACAUCGGGUUCCUCAUCAACUACCUCUGCGAAAACCUGAUGAAGGACGAGAGAAAAGAGCUCUUUGUUCUCGACGACCACCUCCGACCGGGAAUCCUUGUCUUGAUUAACGACGCCGACUGGGAGCUGGAGGGCGAAGAGUCAUAUGAGUUGCAGCCUGGGGACAACAUUCUCUUCGUGUCAACCCUACAUGGGGGGCAACUCUGUUGUAUGGUCAAGAUGCAGUUGGAGUUUCAGCCGCGCAAGCAUAACACGGCAUUUGAGGCGUAUCAUCCAGCCAACCAUCUCACUCGUUUCAUCGGUUCUCGCUGCCUCGAGCAUUAG
Messenger RNA from Clonostachys solani, 468 nucleotides. The record is from the annotation of a GenBank genome assembly. Lineage: Eukaryota; Fungi; Ascomycota; Sordariomycetes; Hypocreales; Bionectriaceae.